Messenger RNA from Rotaria sp. Silwood2, 501 nucleotides. Lineage: Eukaryota; Metazoa; Rotifera; Eurotatoria; Philodinida; Philodinidae. The record is from the annotation of a GenBank genome assembly.
AUGUGUACACAUAGAAUGUUUAUUUCGCCUGCACACUUCAAACUUCGAGCUUCUGUUUCAGAAAAAGCUUUUGUUCUUUUAUUACAAAAUUGUCGACUAAUUUUCGCAUCGACCAAUUUUCGUUCCAUCAAUUUUCGUAGACACGGUUUCAAUGAAGGUCUUACAAAAGAUUCAUCACUUGAGCAAUUUCGUUCAAAUUUUAAUUUUAUUGCACUUGAUCGACUUCCAGUACCUGGUCUUGAUGGAGUUCCAUCACAAUGGCAAAUUUAUCCUCAAACACCUAUAUCAUCAUUUUCUGAAGGUGUCACUCUUGAACAAUAUAAUUCAAAUACACAAAUAUUACAAUUAAAUGUUCAAACAAGAUUUUUUGCUAUCUAUGGAAACAUACCACAAAAUCCUCCAAUAGCUUGUGCUCCAGCUCCGAAAGGUACUUAUUUACAAGUACGACGUGAUAUUCAAGGUAUUAUUAAACUCAAAGCAAAACUUGUUUUCAAUUCAUAA